This is a messenger RNA of Necator americanus (New World hookworm), 261 nucleotides long. RefSeq lists its product as uncharacterized. The record is from RefSeq and is a predicted model, not a curated record. The coding region runs from base 1 to 261 and encodes 86 amino acids. The transcript has a single exon. Lineage: Eukaryota; Metazoa; Nematoda; Chromadorea; Rhabditida; Ancylostomatidae.
AUGCCAGUUUUGAAUAUCUUUGUCGCUCAUCCUCCAACAUCAAGCUACGAAGAGGAAGAAGUCGAAGAUUUCUAUAUGGACCAGGAGAAGUUCUACAGAGAAGCCUUCUACAAUGUCAUAAUUGGCGAUUUCAACGCCAAAAUUGGCCCUACAAGAACGCCUGAAGAAGUUCACAUCACAACUCGCUGCCUUCAAUGGAAUGAACAGGAAGAGAAGCUUUCCGAGUUUACCAUGACGACUAAAAGCAUUUAUAAAACGUAG